Messenger RNA from Podarcis raffonei (Aeolian wall lizard), 3248 nucleotides. Its product is annotated as zinc finger protein 24-like. Bases 1400 to 2965 code for a protein of 521 amino acids. NCBI's taxonomy places the organism in Eukaryota, Metazoa, Chordata, Lepidosauria, Squamata, Lacertidae. Gene Ontology annotation, biological process: regulation of transcription by RNA polymerase II. Gene Ontology annotation, molecular function: DNA-binding transcription factor activity, RNA polymerase II-specific; RNA polymerase II cis-regulatory region sequence-specific DNA binding. The record is from RefSeq and is a predicted model, not a curated record. The transcript is spliced from 5 exons.
CGCUGGCCUUUCCGCCCCUUUCCUUCGAUGAAAGAGAAGAUCCUUUGUUUGAAAAGGGGCCCUUGAAAGGGUUAAGUGGAGAGAGAGAGCACCGAUUUCCUAGAUAGGCUCGAAAGGUCAUGGAACGGCGCUGGAUUCCUCUUCCGGCCCCUCCCCUUUGGCUGGAAGAGGGGGAGGGGGAUGUUGCAGCCGAGGAAGGGCAGCUGUCAACUGUCACGGACCUCGUUCUUUGUAGAGGAAUUGCAAUUGCUGCGCCAGUUUUUCUUUUUUAACAGCAAAUAUAAUUAAACUUGAGAUAAUCAUGGCCCAUUUUCUGCCUGUUUACAGUGGUUGUUUUCUAAUGAUUUAGGUGGCGUCCCUUGGCAGGCUCACCUGGGGAUAAAAACUUACCAAAUAAAGUGGUGAAAAUAUGAAAUAAAUAUGCUUAGGAUUGCACCCCUGGUUUGUAGUGACUGUUCCCGUGAUGAGUGAGGAUGGGAGCAGGAGUCCCAACAACUUGAGGCCCAUAGAAUCAGCCAGUGCUCCCCCCCCAGGGGGCACUUAAGGGUACGCAGUACUAGCACAUCUCUCUCUCUCUCUCUCUGGUUGUUAAAAUGUGUAGCACUUACUGUAACAACCUCAUAGUGAGCACCAGCACCUGUUUUCCUAGGGGGGAAAGCACUGGGUUCAGCAUUCCUGCUUGAUGCUGAUUUAAACAUUGCUGUUCUUCACCUUGUGUUUCCCAGAUUGUGCUUCCCUUUUCAUUUAUUUUAUUUUAGUUUUUUAUUUUUAUUGGAUUAUGAUUUGAUAUGUUAAUUGGAUGUUUUUUAUUGGAAAAUUAAUAAACGCUCUAACAAAAAGAAGAAGUACAUUUCACUGAUUUCCGUGGUGUUCAUUCCCCAGAAACUUUGAAUAGCAUUGAAGCUGUGAUGCUAUUCUUUUUUCCCCUUUUCAUUUUGAUACAUAUUUUAAUGAAUUUUUUUAAAAAAGAAAUUAUGUGAGCAGCCUGGAGAGGACCUUCCUGGAAAAGGGCUAGGUAUACUGUGCAAUAGAAUCAAUGGGGGAACCGUGUUUGUGUGUUAAAGUGGCCCUUCACGCCCCCUUUCUGGCCCUGCUUUGCACCCACCCUGAGUGUUUUUACUUAGCUAGAGGAGGGGUGUUGGUUGUAGAAAGUAGCUUUCUGCACAAAGGCAAAAUUUCAAUGACUUGCACCCCCCACUUUUUUCUCUGGCCCCUGCUGACAUGUGCCCCCACCCCAGAAGGGAAUGUGGCGCUCAGGGUGAAACAAGUUCUCUACCCCUGGAAUGAAUGAAUGAAUAUGCUCACUUGCUUGGGAGAAAACACACUUGGGACUUCUUAGAGCAUAUGCUAUCCUUGGUGCUACUGAAGGAUUGUAAAUACAGUACUCUCAGAAGGUGCAAUGCAAAAGCUACAAGGAACAGAAGCAAAGCUAGGAACAAAAAUGGAAAAGCAGGAAGCUUCAACAGGACCUGAGCCUGGGAACAAACCAGAAGGCAGAGGAAGAGAUCCUUGUGUUGUCCACGCUGAGACCACCCAUGAGCUCCUGACUGGGGUGGCCCCCCAACAAAUCAAACAAGAGCUGGAAGAAGGCCGAGAAUGGCGCUGGGAGGCCCAGUGGCAGGAGUUCUUGAAGACAGCCAAGUCCCCUCACUCAGAGUGGCAGCACCUGCAGCUGCCCAGUCCCACCUUGGAGGAGAACUCAAAGUCUUCUCAGGCUCCCUUGAAGGGGACAUCCAAUGCCAUCCUGCGGCCUAUAGGGGAGUGGCUGACUCAGACCCUGCCUGACCUCCUUGGAGAGGCCCAGCAGGCGUGUCGGAGCCUAGACUCCCCUCCGACGGUGAAGGUUGAGGAGGCUCUGGAGGGGGACGCAGCCAGGAUGGAGAUGCGGCGACAACACUUCAGGCAGCUGUCCUACCAUGAGGCCAAGGGCCCCCGGGAGAUCUGCAGGAAGCUCCGGGAGCUUUGCUGCCAGUGGCUGACUCCCGAGAAACACACCAAGGAGCAGAUCUUAGAUCUGCUGAUCCUGGAGCAGUUCUUGACCAUUAUGCCUCGGGAGAUGCAGAACUGGGUGAGGGAAAGGGGCCCAGAGACAUGUGCUGAGGCGGCGGUCCUGGCCGAGGAUUUCCUCUUGAUACUCCAUGAGUCGGAGAGACGGGAAGUAAAGGUUCCAGGGCUCUUGGAAGAGACCAUUAUUAAUGCCUCCAAGUCAGAGCAAGAUUUACCAGACUCUGCAAAGAUGCAACUGUCCAUGGAAGUCACACCGCUGGGAGUCCAAGACCCAGUGCUGGAGAACGAAGAGGAGCCCUUUCAUGUGAAAAGUCCCGAGCCUGGAGAUGUGGGAUCCAGCAGAAUAUCCUUAGAAAGAGCCAAAGAUAACGUCUUCCAGGCUCCCAAGUUGGAAAAGAUCCCUGGAAACAAGGGGGGACCAGAAAGGCACCAGGAAAGCUUUCUGUGGAAGGUAGCACAGCAGGCCUUCCUCUGCGAAGGAAGUGGCCAGACUUUCCACGAAAACGUCAUCUGUGACAGGACGUGCCCACGAAACAGCAUCGCCAGCACCGACUACGAGAAGAGCCUCUGCCAGAGCUUGGACCUCCUCAAGAACCAAAAGAAACGGCUGAGGAAGUUCAAAUGCUCCUACUGCGGGGCCACGUCCAACAUUCGAGAAAACAUUAUCGCUCACGAGAGAAUCCACACCAGCGAGAAGCCCUACGGCUGCUUAACCUGCGGCAAAAGCUUCAGCCGGAAGUCGACCCUCGUGCGGCACAAGAGAACCCACACGGGGGAGAAGCCGUACGAGUGCUCAACGUGCGGGAAGAGCUUCAGCAUCCGGUGUAACCUUUUGCGGCACGAGCGGGUCCACACGGGAGAGAAACCCUAUCACUGCAAAUGCUGCGGCCAGAGCUUCAGUCGGAGGCUCUUGCUUGUGAUUCACGAGAGAACCCAUGCAGGAGAGAAACAUGUAUAGAAGCUUGGAGUGCUGGGGGAGAAGUGUCACUCUUUCCCUUCCUCUUUCUCUCGCUCUCUUACAUACAGGACACCAAGUUGGCAACCCCUGAAAUAUCUCUUGCAAUACCUAGAUCAUCCACUGGGUGCCACUAUUUCCUCUCUCACUGAUAAACACAAUUUCCACCAAGGGCUUUGUUUUCCUUUGCAACUUCUGGCAAGUAUUAGCACAAUACAGUAAUAUUGUGAAAUAUGAUAUAAAUUUCCUGUAUAUAUUACAUUUAUAAAUAUGGAAAUCAACUACA